Messenger RNA from Pistacia vera, 939 nucleotides. RefSeq lists its product as uncharacterized. Bases 1 to 939 code for a protein of 312 amino acids. The record is from RefSeq and is a predicted model, not a curated record. Lineage: Eukaryota; Viridiplantae; Streptophyta; Magnoliopsida; Sapindales; Anacardiaceae. The transcript is spliced from 2 exons.
AUGGAAGACGCCUUGGCCCGGGCGGUGAUCCAAAUAAGAUGGGAGGAGGAUGAGAUAAACUGGAUGAUUCACUCCAGAUAUGAUUCAAGGCGGAAUGACAGGAAGCAAGAGCACAGGCCAGCGGAGCACCGCUACCAACCCCCAGCACGUAAUUCGAGCAUAGUCAAGAUACCGUAUGAUCGCCAGUCGAUGAGAACCAAAAGCAGAAACUUUGGAUCGAACCGAUACAAAAUACCGGAAUACAGCCUCAAUGUCGAACCAACCCAGGUCGUCGCGAUUAUGAAGGGAAUGGGAUCCAUUGUUAAAUGGUCAAGUAAGCUUAAUUCCGAGGCAAGGAGAGACAAGACCCAAUGGUGUGAGUUCCAUGGCGAUCAUGGGCAUAACACCACAGACUGCAUCGCCUUACGGCUAGAUGUUGCUGUACUUCUAAAGAGAGGACAUCUCCGGGAUCUGCUAACUGAUAAGGGGAAGAACACCGUUAGCCAUAAAAGUUCAAAAGAACAAUCACCACCUCCGCAAGAACCUACACCAAAAGGAUUUUGUUCGCUCAUCUCCAGAGGAUCAGAGAUCAGUGGGGUAAGUUACUCAUCAGCCAAUCGAUACGCCAAAGCCAACCACCACCAUGAAGUCCAGUCCAUCCAUCCGGUCUUACGGUCAAAGACCCAUCAGGUAAUUCAAUUUGAAGAUGACGAGCCAGUCACCUUGGCCGCUCCUCAUCACGAUGCUCUAGUCGUCUCCCUACAGAUCGCCAACAUCCUAGUGAAAAGAGUAUUCGUAGAUGGAGGCUCUUCAGCAAACAUCCUAUUCCUUGAAGCAGUGAAGGCUAUGGGACUGGAAGAGGCAAACAUCAACAGGCGGCCGACGCUGCUAGUUGCUUUCAGCUCUGAGCAGAAGUAUACUAUUGGGGAUAUCAUUAUGAACUAUAAGAAUAGUAGUUGA